GCGCGCCCACUCGUGGUUACUUCUCAAAUCACAUAAAAAAAAAAACGAAAGAUUCUUUUUUUCUGUUUGUGUAGAUGCUUCUUCUUCUUCUUCUUCACUUCCUCUAGAAAUAUCUCAAAACUCUUCUUCUUCUCUCUGCGAUUUUCUCCUAUGGCGGCUUCUUCUACUACUUUCUCCUCACUGCUACCUGCACCACCGGCACUCCUUUCCGACAACCGAUCUCCGCCGCCGUGCUGUUCCGUCAGAUGCUCUAUUUCUUCAUCGCCGGUGCUCAUUAGCUUCCCCAGAUCGUCUCGUUUGAGCUUCGCUUCACCGGAGAGGAGAAAUCUCGCCGUGAAUUCGACGGUCGGUGAGGUAUCCUUUCGCGAACCGUCAACAUCUGGAUCAGGAGAUGUUGAAUCGCUGAAACUCAAAUUACUGAGUGUGGUUUCGGGAUUGAACAGGGGACUUGUGGCAAGUAUAGAUGAUCUACAGAGAGCCGAGGCGGCUGCUAAAGAGCUUGAAACCGCUGGUGGACCGGUGGAUUUAACCGAUGAUCUUGACAAGCUCCAAGGUAAAUGGAGGCUCUUGUAUAGCAGUGCCUUCUCUUCUCGUUCUUUAGGUGGUAGCCGUCCUGGACUACCCACUGGUCGUUUGAUUCCUGUAACUCUUGGCCAGGUGUUUCAAAGGAUUGAUGUGUUUAGCAAAGAUUUCGAUAACAUUGCGGAAGUGGAAAUAGGAGCUCCUUGGCCAUUUCCGCCGUUGGAAGCCACCGCGACACUGGCUCACAAAUUCGAACUCUUAGGUACUUGCAAGAUCAAGAUCACAUUUCAGAAAACAACAGUGAAGACAUCGGGAAACUUAUCGCAGAUUCCUCCGUUUGAUAUCCCGAGGCUUCCCGACAGUUUCCGCCCACCGUCAAACCCUGGAACUGGUGAUUUUGAAGUCACAUAUGUUGAUGAUAACUUGCGCAUCACUCGUGGGGAUAGAGGUGAACUUAGGGUAUUUGUCAUUGCUUAAAGAAAGUGUCUUGAAAUGUAAAGAUUAAAUACUUUCUGCUUGUUGAAGCAGCCUCAUGAGUUUUGUACAAAUCGUUUGAACAAGUAAAUGAAUGUCUUAUUUGAAAAAGUCAUGAAUUAAAUUUGGCUUG
Eutrema salsugineum is the source of this 1129-nucleotide messenger RNA. Its product is annotated as plastid-lipid-associated protein 6, chloroplastic. NCBI's taxonomy places the organism in Eukaryota, Viridiplantae, Streptophyta, Magnoliopsida, Brassicales, Brassicaceae. The coding region runs from base 151 to 999 and encodes 282 amino acids. The transcript has 4 exons. The record is from RefSeq and is a predicted model, not a curated record.